Molecule: messenger RNA, 3850 nt
Organism: Brachypodium distachyon (stiff brome)
Lineage: Eukaryota; Viridiplantae; Streptophyta; Magnoliopsida; Poales; Poaceae
Product: putative pentatricopeptide repeat-containing protein At4g17915
Exons: 4
Coding region: 229-1611 (460 amino acids)
Molecular function (GO): protein binding
Source: RefSeq, a predicted model, not a curated record
CUCGUAGUCUCUAGUCUGUCUCUCGGCGCGGUCUGCGAACUACCCCGACCACCGAGUGGCGCCGCCGCCUCUUGCUGUCUUGCAAACCGAGCUCCUCUUUCCCCAUGACAAGGCGCCGGCCUUGCCUCUAGCGAGCUUGGCAAGUGGGUUAGGGACAGCCAGCGAACUGUAUGGGAGUCGAAGCGAGCCCAGAACCGGAAGAGAGUCUUGUGGCGAGGGGGAGGAGGAAUGGCCCGGGCCCGGGCGCAGCUGUCUACGCGGCUGAUGAAUGUCUGCCUGGCGGCGCUCUGCCGCAGCGGCAGCCUGGAGCGCGCGGAGUCCGUCCUCAUCGACGCCAUCCUCCUCGGCAUGCCCCCCGACGUAGUCACCUACAACACCCUCCUCGCCGCGCACUGCCGCGCCGCGGGCCUCGACGCCGGAUUCGCCGUCCUGCGUCGGAUGCGGGAGGCAGGUGUGUGGCCCAACGCCGUCACCUACAACUCCCUCAUCGUUGCUGCCUCGCGCGUCGGGCUCACGAUGCGCGCACUCGACCUGUUCGACGAAAUGCUUCGGGCGGGGAUCGCCCCCGACGCCUGGAGCUACAACGUGCUAAUGCACUGCCUGUUCCGGUCUGGCCACCCGGAGGACGCCUACCGGGUGUUUGCCGAUAUGGCCGAGAAAGGUGUCACGCCGUGCACCACCACAUACAACACACUGCUCGACGGGCUAUUCAAGGCCGGUCAUGCAACAAAUGCCUACAGGAUGUUCAGGUACCUGCAGAGGGUGGGGCUCCCGGUGGGCAUUGUGACUUACAACACGAUGAUCAACGGACUGUGCAGGUCUGGCAAGGUUGGUUACGCCCGCAUGAUCCUCAGGGAGCUUGGGAGGACCGAGCAUACCCCGAACGCAGUCACUUACACGACGGUUAUGAAGUGCUGCUUUAGGUAUGGAAGGUUUGAUCAGGGUCUGGAGACCUUUUUGUCGUUGCUGGAGGGAGGGCACAUUCCAGACGUCUUCCCGUACUGCACUGUGAUCAGUGCAUUGGUCAAGAAGGGCCGGGUGGAAGAAGCCAAUGCAUAUAGUGAGCUAAUGAUACAAAGUGGAUCCAGGCUUGACACUGCAUGCUACAAUACGCUGAUUCACCUGCGGUGCCAGGAAGGCAAGCUGGACGACGCGUUCGAACUGCUGAGUAUGAUGGAAGAAGGAGGCCUAGAGAGUGAUGAGUACACGUUCUCAAUUUUGGUCAAUGGUUUGUGCAAGCUGGGACAUAUUGAGGCUGCAGAAAAGCAGUUGUGCUACAUGGAGAUGAGGGACAUGGAAUCGAAUGUAGUAGCAUACAAUUGCUUGGUCGACGCGCUCUGCAAAUCUGACCAGGUGGAUGCAGCCAUCAGAUUACUGCACGACAUGAAACUAAAAGAUGAUUUUACUUACACAUCACUGGUCCAUGGUCUGUGCAGAGUGGGUAGAUACCAUAUGGCAUCCAAAUUCUUGCGGAUCUGCUUGCGUGAAGGGAACAAUGUUCUUGCAUCCGCAAAGCGUGCUGUCAUUGCGGGCCUUCGUAGCGCAGGGUUUAAAAAUGAUGUGAGGAAAGUCCGAUCAGCAUUAUAUAUGGCUAGGCUGUUAAAAUCAUAAUCCAAGGAAAAUGGUCAUGUAAUUUGAGUGGGUAAUCCUGCAGCAUGUAGAAGAUCGAUCGAGCAGAAAACUGACUACCAGUGUGGAGAUGAUCCUGCUCCGAGAUGAAUGUGAAACAUUCGAUCAGUGUGUCAUACCUUGGAGGAAAGACAGUAGGGUCAUGUUAUUUCUAGAGAGGUAUCGACACUCUUAUACACACCACUUCGUCUUGGAGACACCAUAGACUGGUGAUGUUGCAGUAUGCAAUCAGCUUUGUCACCCUCAGAGCCAAGGGUUGAUUAAAUUAAACAGCAUGAGCAGAUGCAACACAUGACCACUAGCUGGCAAAUGGUCAUGAUGCAGGCUCAGUAAGUGCAGGAAGAGAUUUCUGCCUGGUUCACACCUCACCUUCGAUCAUGAUGUUUUCAGGGGAAUGUAAUUUUGGGUUGCUGGAAUGAACUCUAAGUGAUUAUUAGCAUUCCAAAUUUUCAAUGGAAGGUGGUUGGUGUGAUUGAUCUGAUCAGGAGACUGUUGCACCAGACACUAUGGGCACACUACAGUAUAAGAGAAAGGCAGGAGUAUACUGGGCCAACUGGCACUUUCUAAGAACCAUGCUUUGUAGAGCAAUAAACAGAGGCAUGAAUUGUAGUGGGACCAGUGGCUGCCCUUAAAUCGUUUCUUGGUUCCUCACUGAUCUCAGUGGAUUUAGGAAAUAUAUUGCUAAAAAGCAAUUACCUUCUCAAUGAAAGAUGGUUUAGUCACUACUGUUGUUUGAUCAAGCCUAGCAUCUUGCUGAAAAUAAAACAGAUCGGCUUAAAUUAAAAUCAGCUAAAGGAUGGUGCAAACUGCUAAGCAGCUGAAGGAAUUUACCAAAUUGGUGUGGCAGCGCAGUAUUGUCUGAAAAAUAAAAGAGGCACUAAUGGACAGAAGUGGACAUUUGUGAAAGCUAUAGCUUUUAUCCAGAUCAGCUAUUUGUAUCCACCACACUGUCGUAUAAAUCAUUUAUACGAAUUAAUAAUCAUGUGAAGGUGGCAUUGAGUAUCAGGUGUAUACACCAAGUCUGAAGUUUGUUCAGAGAAGAAUAAGUUGGCUCACUGGUUGAAAAGCUGUUUCCAGCUAUUUUUUCCACUGCCCCGAGCAGUAGAGUUCUGGGACAGAGAAAAGAGCUAUAGGAGCACUAGCCUGUGAACUCGCUACUGUGCAUUUAAUUGGAUAUACAUAUAACCUACUACUUUGGAUGUGGUGGAAAUUUACAGACCUUGUGUUCUUUGGGGUACUAGAAGUGGUUUAAAGACAAUUAAAGCUGGUGCAUUUCAAGAUCAUAUUCUAAAUGAGACGAGAUGCAAAUUUGCAGUUAUAGCAUAUCAAGGAUCUUCGCGAGGUUCAAACCUCAAGAAUAUCAUCAUGUGGCUGAAAUGGGCAAUUUCUGAACACUUUUGAUGGUAUGGAUACUCCUUAAGCUGAUAACCCAGAGGUUCCUCUGGAUAUUGUCAAAUAUCAUAUGCAUAAGACUUUAUUCAACACCGAUUCCUUUGCCUCUACAUCAAAUAGGAUACAAGAUGUGCAGGUCUGUUAAUAAAGUGAUUCAGGCUGGAGGGUUAUGUUUUGCAAUUUCGCAGAAUUCUGUGGGUGAUCUUGCUACUGAUUGGAAUGAUCUUCUGUCAAUAUGCAACACCACUGAGUUGAAGAAUUUUUUUUUUCUUGUGGCUUGUUUGUGAGGAUGCUAGCUAAAGAUUAUUCCACUGAAAGUGGGAUGGUUUGGUGAUCCCCACCCCAUGAGAGAUCUGGAGGAAAUGUCACCCAAAAGUUAAAGUUCCUACCAGACCUGUUCUGGACAGUCUUGGACACCAGAAACAUUGCUUGCUUUGGAAAUAUACCACGGAGUGAUCCUACUGGGGUUAUUCAUCAAACUUGUUAUUGGCUUGACUUCUGAGGUGCUUUACAGAAACCUGGGGUUCGAAAGGCGCUGCAGCAGCAAUGAUGGUUGAAGAAGGUGGCGUUACGCAGGGAUGUGCUCCUACAGGCAGAAGGAUAGCCAGCUGACGAAAUCUAUCCGGGGGAAUCUUCACUUGGCAGCAGAUGAUCCUAGUCUCUGUUACAUUUGGUUGUAACUAGCGGCAGAUUGCGCGGCUAGAUGGCAGAUUGCGAGGCUAGAUUGCUAUUAUGAAAAUGAAAUUUUUAUAGACGUAUAUUUUUUAUUUUCUAGUAGUUUUAUUUUGUACGCAAUUUAAAUGAAUUGUAUUUAAAUUAGUUCGAUAAA